Trichobilharzia szidati is the source of this 573-nucleotide messenger RNA. The record is from the annotation of a GenBank genome assembly. NCBI's taxonomy places the organism in Eukaryota, Metazoa, Platyhelminthes, Trematoda, Strigeidida, Schistosomatidae.
AUGGCACAAAAAUCCAGUCCACAAAAUUCGCCUCAAUCUAUAGCAGCUACAGAUUCAAAUAUAGCACUACCUGGUUUACUUUGGUUAGUCCCAGCCGAUAGUACUGGAAGCAACAAAGACAGUAAAAUUGCUCCCCGAUUAUCAGGUGGGAUGAUCAGUCAGUUACCUCAAUCGGGUGUGGUAGAAAUCCAUCAUUCAUUCCCAUUAAAUCCACCGCCGUCUAAUCCAAUACGUGCUGAUUUACUGAAUCUUAGUCCACCGUCAAGCACUCCGUUGAAUACGGUUAAUACAACUGACUCUAAGGUGACUAUAAGUGGUAGUACUGGCGAUGGUGUUGCUGGCAUGUCAACUGUUGCAGAUAACCUGCGAAAACAGCUGCUGACCUUGACGCCGAAACAACCGAGAUUCAAGAGUGAAAGGAACACUCUAAUCCAGAUAUUGUUUGCGCAUUUGUUUAGGGAUGAAAUUAUCGAUUUGUUAGGAAACCGGUCUUCAGUGAAUCAUAGAGGCAAGGGUUAUGUGCUUCUAGGAUUUACAAGGAUGGCUGUUUUAGAAUGUAAAAUAUUCCAAUAA